AGCCGCUGUUCCGAUCACCUUGCACAGCACCACUCUUCUCGCGACUAGGCAACCAUUGAGAUACUUCACCUGCGCCCAGCAUAGCCACCCUUGACUUACGCAACGCCCACGUACGCCAACGCCGCUCCACGGUAUAUUCACAAAACAGACGCCUCGCCCAUCGACUCGUAGCUCCAUUUAGCAGCUUGCGCCUUUGACAGCUACCGAGACCUACCUCGAAUCCACCACCCACUGGCAUACUCCGCACGUAGAUAGCCGUCUUCAAAACCUGUACCCCUCAUAUCGCAGAGAUGACGCUCGCCGAAGAAUUCAAGUCGCGGAAUUUCAGUAAGAUGACCUCUGGUGGAAGCUAUUGAGCUAUUGCUGACGUGGUAUGCUUGCAGGUAUCUACGGUCAAUGGUCAGUAGGUUUUCGCGCUGUCUUCAUCCAUCUGCAUUAGCACAACAGUUGCAACAAAUGUCCCCCCUUGCGCAAGAGUCGUCGACUUGCAGAGUAGCGACGUGCAGUCAACGGCCAUCAUGUUAUACGUCACAUCACCUCUACGAACUGCACCCGGCAAGUGUAGAUGGCACCAACUGACUCGAUUGCUAGGACCGGAGUGCUGUGCAUCUUCCUCUGCUUCGCGCUCGGAGUUGCGAACAUCUUCCACCCUACCUUUGUCAUUGCAUUCAGUAUCGUGUGUUUAGUCUCGUCGUUUGUCAUCAUUUUCAUCGAAAUCCCGCUCCUCCUCCGUAUCUGUCCAACGUCACCGAAGUUCGAUGCCUUCAUUCGCAAAUUCAGCUCGAACUACAUGCGAGCCGCCAUUUACGGCGUCAUGAGUGUGGUGCAGUGGAUCAGCAUCUGGCCCCAGGCAACCAGCUUGAUCGUCGCAGCUAUAUUUCUCAUGGUUGCAGCCAUCUUUUACGCCCUAGCUGGCUUCAAGGGUCAGCAGUUCCAGGGCAGUAAGACUUUGGGUGGACAGGGUGUGGCGCAGAUGAUCAUAUAAGCGGAUGAAAGAAAGCGAGCGAUACCGAGUCAUCGUUAUGAGAGAGAAGAGCGAAUGAUUACGAUACAUGCGUCUGUGCUGUAGCACAUCACAAUUGAAGAUGGAGUGCGAUUGCCCAUGCAGCGCAUUGGUGAUAUCCCAGGAUUUGCGAUUUGGUUUUUUAUCGCCAGUCGACAGCUAGGCGUAUUGGUGUCAUUUCUACAACACAUUUGAUGCAGGAGCCGAAAAUGGAUCAUAUUUAUUUA
This is a messenger RNA of Parastagonospora nodorum SN15, 1230 nucleotides long. RefSeq lists its product as hypothetical. The transcript is spliced from 2 exons. Gene Ontology annotation, cellular component: Golgi membrane. The record is from RefSeq and is a predicted model, not a curated record. Lineage: Eukaryota; Fungi; Ascomycota; Dothideomycetes; Pleosporales; Phaeosphaeriaceae. Bases 566 to 985 code for a protein of 139 amino acids. Gene Ontology annotation, biological process: vesicle-mediated transport.